AUGCGCUUCACCACUGCUUUCUCCUUCGGCCUCCUGGGCUCUGUCGCAGCCGCCGUCCCCGGCAAGUCCGUCGCAUCCACUCGCAACAUCAAGCGUGGAGGCGGCUGGAACCCUGAAGACCAGAGUGGCAACGCACAGGUGUACUUCUCCUGCGACACGCACACCUACCCCAACCCAGGUGGCGCCAACGGCCAAGGAGAGGGUGGCACAGGAAUCAGCACUUCCUCCCUUGAAGUCCACCUCCCCGACGGCACAGUCCUCACCCCCGGCGACGGCGACUGCCAGCAAGACUCGGACGAAGGAGUUGCAUCCUACCUGCAAGUCUGCACCUUGAAUAACCCCGCUCUGGAAGCUGGGCACAUCAUCAUCCACGCUUUUUACGAGGAUAUCGCCGGCGAGUGCUCGAUGAAUUUCAGCUACCGGGGCCAGGAUUACUCUGUCAACAACCAGGAUGGAGAUCCUACUAGCUCGUGUGGUUGGAGUGAUGGUGGCUUUGAGGCGUUCGGAAGCUCGCUGACGGAUGUUUGCUAUUUCAAUGUUGGGGACAAUGCGCCUUCUUCGUCUGCUAGCGCGGGUCCGACGCCUACUUCGACUCCCUACAGUGGAACUCCUACUCCCCUGCGUCGCAGACGGGUUGUUUAG
This is a messenger RNA of Penicillium argentinense, 642 nucleotides long. RefSeq lists its product as uncharacterized. The record is from RefSeq and is a predicted model, not a curated record. The transcript has 2 exons. Lineage: Eukaryota; Fungi; Ascomycota; Eurotiomycetes; Eurotiales; Aspergillaceae. Bases 1 to 642 code for a protein of 213 amino acids.